This is a messenger RNA of Vespula pensylvanica (western yellowjacket), 5667 nucleotides long. Its product is annotated as atrial natriuretic peptide receptor 1-like. Gene Ontology annotation, molecular function: ATP binding; protein kinase activity; guanylate cyclase activity. Gene Ontology annotation, cellular component: membrane. Lineage: Eukaryota; Metazoa; Arthropoda; Insecta; Hymenoptera; Vespidae. The coding region runs from base 1164 to 5285 and encodes 1373 amino acids. The transcript is spliced from 25 exons. The record is from RefSeq and is a predicted model, not a curated record. Gene Ontology annotation, biological process: intracellular signal transduction; cGMP biosynthetic process; receptor guanylyl cyclase signaling pathway.
UAUCAUUAUUAUUAUUAUUUACCACUCGAUGUCGCUAAACAGGCCUAUUAUACAUUGUCAUCGAUGUAUCUCUCUGACAAGAGAUAGGAAUAAUAAGAGGAUACGAGUGAAAAAAGCAAAGGAAAAUCCAAACGUUAUCAUUUUCCAUAUCGUUUGGAAAGUACGAUAAUCGAUAUCGACAUUACGAAUCAUCAUCAAGUUCAAGUUAGAGCAGAGCACGAUGACGUGAAGGCCGACGAGAUUCGAAGAGAUCGACGUAGGAGGAAGAAGAGAGAAUAAACGAAGAUAACGACAAUGCGAUUAUGUGUAAUUUAUAUAAUUGCGCAUCUUUUUGUUACGACAAAUCGAACAUCGUAUUGUUAGUUUGUUCGUUGUUGAAGAAAACCGUAUUGGAUGUUAUUCGAAUGUAUACAAUUAUGUAUAUGCAAAAGAUUGUAUUUGUAUCGGUAAAGUUUUAAGAACGUGUCAUUUUGUGAAAAUAUUGACUGUUCAUCGAAAUCGUUGCAAUUUCGAUUUAAGAACUUAUAGAUAUAUGAUAGCCGAGUUUGUCGGUGCGAUAGAUGAUCAAACAUAUCAGCCGAUAAUAUAGAACGCAGCGCGCAGUUUUCUCUUCCCCGAUGCGCGAGAAUGAUCGUUAAAGCAUCUCGGUUUCGAUCUCGGCUAAUCGUAAGUCAGGAUGCGCUCGCGAUCGAUUGUGCGUCCGUCGUUGGGGGUUGCAUCUUUCGAGCUUCCUCUUCCUGAGAUCGUCGUCGUACGUCUAUAAAAUAACUCUUGGUUUUACACGCCGGAAGAACAGAAAUAGAAUUGAGAAAACAGGCUAACGAUCGAGAUAAUCCGACGUUGAUAGCGUCCGAAGAAAUGGGGUUAUCGAAGCGUGAGGAAGGUGUUAACCAGUGAAAAUGAGACUUGGACAGAGAAGAAGUCCGUUGUCCAAUUUGAGAAAGGAACGAUGAAGAAAAUCGAUCGAUCGUCGGUUGGUCGCGCUUACGACAGUUCUUUCUGAAGUUUCGGACAUAUAUUUCAUUAGAUUAUUUUAUUUCGUUCUUUCUUUCUUUCUUUCCUUGUUCUUUUUUUCCCCUUUUUUUUUUCUUUCUUCAUUAUCUUCCCUUGUGAAUCGUGCUACGUUAAUCGGAGCAUAGGAUAAAGGAGAUCAGCUCGCAUCGAUGGGGAUCUCGCGUCGUUGGAUCUUCAUUCUGACGACGAUCUUUUCUUUGAUGCGUCAUGCCGCACAAGGGAAGGUAACCUGUCGCGAGAUACAAUUCCCACGCGAUUGCGAAGUGCUCUGUAGCACAAAUCAAACUGGGGUCAUUUCGUGUGAACUACGAGUAGCCGUUAUAUUGCCUGCUGAUCCAAACUUCGAGAUAUCUUUGCCUAAAGUUUUACCUGUUCUCGAUUUGGCAGUUUACGAUGCCAGAGCUCGCAAUCUGCUGCCGUAUUGGCUGAAUCUCAAGUUUUUACCUCAGGACGACCACUGCGACGCGAUGUACGCACAAGUUUGUUCGAUCGAUAGUUACUUGAAUUGCGUGCAUCUCUUUCUUGGACCGGCUUGUGAUUAUUGCGUCGCCGUCGUCGGAAGAGCGGUCAAGUUUUUAGGCGCCCCGUUGAUUACCACAGGAGGAUUUACUUUCGAUUUUACACAGCAAAAGAAGGAAUGCAAGGACGAGUACUUUAUGACUACACGUGUUGGGAAUUUGGCUUUCAGGGAUAUAGCGCAGUUCUUAAUAGCUAUCAUAAAUUAUUACGAAUGGCGGAAGGUCCAUUUGUUUUAUGCGACGAAUGGACAAAUUCAAGUUGGCGGGAGACAUAGUUGUCAAUUAAUGAUGAAAUCUAUGGUCGAAUAUCUUAAAAAGGAGCCUAACUUUACAUUUGGUACUUAUGACAUUGAAACUGCCACGUCGGUGGAUUAUUCGGAAGCUCUGAAAACGCACGUUGGCACUUCUUACGGUGUUGUAGUCAUGUGCGCAAAUUCUACCACCAUACGAGAAAUAUUGCUUGCAGCCGAGGAACUCGGAAUGGUUGAUUCCGGAGAAUAUGUAUUUUUCUCUAUAGAACUUUCAUCUAGCGACAACAAUUCCAUAGAACCAUGGAGAUUGGAGGGCGACACGGAUGAGAGAAACGAAAAGGCGAGAAAAGCGUAUCAGGCACUUCUGACUGUAACCGCACGGACUCCUGACAAUUUUGAAUAUUUAAAUUUCUCACGUGAAGUUAAAUCGUUGGCACAAAGCAAAUACAAUUUUACAUUCGGCAAUAGUUCCGUUUCAACUUUCGUCACGGCCUUUUACGAUGCCGUUCUUCUUUAUGCUCUCGCGCUUAAAGAGAGCCUACCGGAAAAACCUACUGGUGAGGUUGAUCUUGAUGGUGGUAAUUUAACAAGAAGAAUGUGGGGAAAAAGUUUCAAAGGUAUAACCGGAGACGUGAAUAUCGACGAGAAUGGCGAUAGAAUUGCGGAUUAUUCUCUUCUGGAUAUGAAUCCGGAAACGUCCAAAUUCGAGAUCGUUGCCAAUUAUUACGGUGCUAACAAAACUCUGGAGUAUAUAAGUGGAAAAAAGAUUCAUUGGUCAGGCGGGAAAGAAAAACCACCCCUUGAUACGCCAACGUGCGGAUUCGAUAAAUCUCUAUGUCCGGAUAAUUCUCUUCCAGGAUACGCCAUUCUCUCGAUGGUUUUGAGUUCGAUCGUGGUCGUUUUGGUUGUGGGCUCGGUAUUUAUUUAUCGUCACUUCAAACUAGAAGCUGAAAUCGCUUCCAUGACGUGGAAAGUACACUGGGACGACAUCAUGUGGGUACCUUAUGCGAGGACUAGAGGCUCGAUGUAUUCGUUAAUUGCUAACAAGUUACGUAACAGCCAACUUAGUGUAUACUCCGAUGAUAAUAUUAGUCUACCGGAGGGUGUGGACAAGCACGUUUAUAUUCCAACAGGAUUUUACAAAAACUCAAAGGUGGCUGUAAAAUUAAUACCGAGGAACAAAGUGGAAAUAUCGAGACCUUUAUUGCUCGAGUUAAAACGGAUGAAAGAUCUACAACAUGAUCAUUUGGUACGUUUCUAUGGUGCUUGCGUCGAGCCACCCCAUUGUUGUCUACUGACGGAAUAUUGUCCUAAGGGAUCCCUUCAGGACAUACUUGAAAACGAACAGAUUAAACUCGAUCGUUUGUUUCGUGUUUCUUUGAUACACGAUAUAGUACGCGGCAUGGCCUAUUUACACGCCUCUGAAGUUAAAAGCCACGGGAAUUUAAAGUCGAGCAAUUGCGUUGUGGAUUCACGAUUCGGUUUGAAAAUCGCCGAUUUUGGUCUCCACGAAUUGAGGAGAUCCGGUCUCAUGGAAGAAGAAUUCGACAAAACCAGUUACGCUUAUUGGAGACGACAACUGUGGACGGCACCAGAAUUGUUGAGAAUGGAGAGGCGACCACCGGAAGGUACUCAAAAAGGUGACGUUUAUAGUUUCGGAAUAAUUGUGCACGAGAUCGUCAUUCGCAAAGGUCCUUUCUAUUUGGGAGAAAAUUAUGAUCCAACGCCUAAUGAAAUCGUCGAGGGUGUCAGGAAAGGGGGUAGUUCACCUUUAAGACCUGUGAUCGACGAGAGAGUGGAGGAAGAGGUAGCCACAUUAAUGAGACGAUGUUGGGCGCAGGAUUCAGCCGAUCGACCUGAUUUUCCCGCGCUAAAGCAAACCAUACGCAAGAUCAACAAAGAUUACGAGAGUAGCAAUAUCCUGGACAAUUUGUUGUCUCGUAUGGAACAAUAUGCGACGAAUUUAGAGACGUUGGUUGAGGAACGUACUGCGGAUUACUUUGAGGAGAAACGCAAAUGCGAAGAGCUACUAUACCAGUUACUGCCAAAAUCCGUCGCAUCUCAAUUGAUACUCAGUCAAAGCGUGAUUGCCGAAACUUACGAUCAAGUGACCAUUUACUUCAGCGACAUCGUCGGUUUUACCAGUUUAUCGGCCGAAAGUACGCCUCUUCAAGUAGUAGACUUGUUGAAUGAUCUCUACACAUGUUUCGACUCCAUCAUCGAAAAUUUCGACGUAUAUAAGGUCGAGACGAUAGGAGACGCUUACAUGGUUGUAUCCGGAUUGCCGAUGAGAAAUGGCAUGAAUCAUGCAAGGGAAAUAGCGAGGAUGAGUUUGGCACUGAGGGACACCGUCAUGACUUUCAGAAUUCGUCAUAGACCGGAGGAAAAAUUGAAACUUCGUAUAGGAAUGCAUUCCGGACCGUGCGUAGCGGGUGUGGUUGGUUUGAAAAUGCCGAGGUACUGUCUAUUCGGUGAUACGGUCAACACGGCAUCCAGGAUGGAAAGUAACGGUGAAGCUUGGAUGAUACACGUCAGUCCAAAGACGAAAGAGAUAUUGGACACCUUUGGAACAUUUGAUCUCGUUUGCAGAGGGGAGGUGACGUUAAAGGGUAAAGGUACGAUGACGACGUAUUGGUUGAUGGGUGAAAAGCCAAUCAACAAUAACAUUAAACAAACAAAGACAGCCCAAUCAACCGACCAACUACCACCAAUCUCUAAUGAAUCAGUGACGCAGCAGCAGCAGCAAAUACAACCGAUGAAGAAUCAAUCGAUUCAAACGAAAAUGGAAUCGAAGGACCAAACUCACUGUACUCAGUCGAAAAUUCAGCCUAAAGUAGAACCGCCUCAAGCUCAUCAAGUAUCAACUAAAGAUCUCUCGCAAAAGAAUCAACCUCAUCAGCAGCAACAACAACAAAAACCACAUCAGCAACAAAAACCACAGCAACAACAGAAAUCACAGCAGCAACAGCAGCAACAGCAACAGCAACAGCAACAACAGAAACCACAGCAGCAACAGAAACCACAGCAGCAACAGAAAUCACAGCAGCAACAGAAACCACAGCAGCAACAACAGCAACAACAACAGAAAUUACCGCAGCAGCAACAACAACAAAAAUCUCAACAACAGCCACAACAGAAACCACAGCAGCAACAACAAAAACCGCAGCAACAGCAGCAGCAACAACAACAAGAACAACAAAAACCACAGCAGCAGCAGCAACAACAACAACAACAACAACAACCAUUACAAGCAUCGUAUCAAAGUAAUCAAAAUCGAAUACAUUUUGGUAGCAGUAGUUGCAAUAUUACGGUCACCGGAAACGGAACACCGGCAAGUCGUGUGACAUCAAGUAGUGUCGUCUCGCCAGCUCACGUACGGUCGGUUCCAGUACAACCAAAUCGACAAGCUUAUACUUACUCGGCGGAAAGUAUGCCGAAUCACACUGAGAGUGGUCCAAACACGCCUCUACUUUUACCCGCAGACUCGGUGCCUCGAAUUUAGCUCUCUUCGUGCGUCUCUAAUACCGAGUUUGAAAGCUCGUUGACAAAAAUCGAGUAUGAUUCUACAUUGACGGAUAUCCUGCCAUCUGAUAAUAACCAAGGAAAAGACUAAUUCUUGAAUAAAAAGGAAAAGAAAGAAACUCCUGCUAUCGCGAAUCGGCCCAGAUAUCAAAAUAGUUAGUGCACGUUCUUGCGUUUCUAUAAGUUCAUAACAGAUGGCGAGAUAUCGCGUUUUGAACGAGUGGUGCCAUUAGCGAACAUUUAGAUCGACGGUAAGUCGAGUUAUAAUAUGUAUACAUAUGUAAUAAGACAAAGUGAUCUCUUUCUAGAUGGUAUUACAGAACUAAUAAUAAAAUCAGUGGUGAUACAUUUGACGAUAUAAA